Messenger RNA from Raphanus sativus (radish), 1504 nucleotides. Its product is annotated as protein SOSEKI 1. NCBI's taxonomy places the organism in Eukaryota, Viridiplantae, Streptophyta, Magnoliopsida, Brassicales, Brassicaceae. Bases 203 to 1297 code for a protein of 364 amino acids. The record is from RefSeq and is a predicted model, not a curated record. The transcript has 6 exons.
UCUAAAGUUAACAAAAGAAGAAAAAGAAGCCCUUGUUACAUGCUUUUAGCCCGAUCUCUUGUCACUUUGUUGUCUGAAAAGCAGAUAAUUGAAACCCUCUGAAGUUUUUCACAUCGUUUAAAAUCUAAGUACCUUUGGCUUAUACAAGUUCUUUUGCAAAAGACCCAACAAGGAAUAAAAUCUAAGACAAAAAAAGAGAGAGAUGGAAAGUAGUAUCGGUGAAGCAGGAGAAGUGAGAAGAGUGAAAUUAGUCUAUUUCCUUAGCAGCCGUUCUGGUCAAGUUGACCAACCUCAUCUCUUGUCUGUUCAUCAUAUCUCCCGUAAUGGUGUCUUCCUUCGAGAUGUGAAGCGAUGGUUAGCGGGUGUACGAGGGAAUGCGAUGCCAGACCAAUACUGUUGGUCGUGUAAACGGAGGUAUAAGAAUGGAUAUGUAUGGCAAGAUUUAUUGGAUGACGAUCUUAUUACUCCCAUCUCCGAUAAUGAAUACGUUCUCAAAGGAUCUGAGAUUCUUCUAAGCACUCCAAAGGAGGAAAAGAAAGCUUGGAAUGCAAGAAACGGUGAAAUCGACGCUAAAGAAAACCUACUGAAUCCAAAACUAACGUCGGAGAUGAUCCACAGAGAGUCUCCAGUCUUCCGCUCUCAGAGAUCGACGGCGACAACGUCGACGCUCACCGAUGAAUCCACCACAAACGAAGAAGAAACGAUCCUUCUUAAGAAACCAGGUCUGAAAAAAUUAUCUGGCGAUAGAGAUGGGUCGAGUAACGAUACAGGGUCGGGUCGACCCAGUGUAUCGUCGACAACGACGUCUUCGAGUUUUAUCAAGAGUAAGAGCCAUUCGAGCGCGCGUGUCUCGCAAGUGAUAAGGAACUUGAUAAAGUGCGGUGGUUUUGACGCAAACGAUGCCGUUUUGGUGCCUUUGAAUAAGUCUGCGUCUAGGGGUUUUGGUGCGGCUUGGGAAGAUGAACGCAGAUUCCAAUACCAACAGCACAAUGCUCGAAAAAGCUUUGAAGGGGCAUGGAAUGCCAUAAAGAUGAAGGACACGAUUGAAUUUUGUAAACCAAAAGUGGCUUCAAGCAAGCCUUCUAUGGCUCCACUAUGCUCGCAUUGUGGGAAGUCAUUUAAACCCGAGAAGAUGCAUUCACACAUGAAGUUGUGUCUAAGGAUGAAGAGUUCAUUGUCGAAGGAUGAUUUGAUGACGGGAAAUAAUAACAUUAAACCGAGGCAGCAACGCUGCAGAAACAUUCCGGGAAAUCCAUCAGGACAUCAACGUGUAGUGAGAACUACUCUCAAAGACUGAUGAUGUUUAACUAUAUGAUUGAUUAUCUAGCGGUAAUAUGUGAAUGGGCGUAGACGGAUAAACUUUUCGCUAGUUCAGUGAAUUUCUGUUUGGUGAAGCGCACAUGUUAGAUUAGAAUAGGGUCAUAAAGUGGGUUUGGUAAUCUAACUGAAGGUUUUAGUAGCUAAUUGAUCACAAUUUGAACAUUUAUGUCUUGAUGACUCAUUA